Molecule: messenger RNA, 1085 nt
Organism: Amborella trichopoda
Lineage: Eukaryota; Viridiplantae; Streptophyta; Magnoliopsida; Amborellales; Amborellaceae
Source: RefSeq, a predicted model, not a curated record
AAGACUUGAGAGAGAGAGGUCACCACACACAAAUACUGUGUUUUAAAGAGCGAGGGAGAUCCAAGCAAGUUGGCACAUGGGUUAUUAUUGGGGGCAUGUUCUUUUCUUUGAGAAUGGUUAUUUUGGACGUAACCCAAAGUGGAUCCAGAGUAACACAGACAAGUGAGAUAUCAAACAUACGAUAGUAACACAGAGAAGGGAUUAAUCCUCUGAUUUUGAGAGCUCAAGAAAGCAAAUUUGCAUUCUCUUAAUUAUAUGAUAUUGGGUUUGAGUUAACUGGUACUAUGAGCUUGGGAAAUGAAAGCAAAAGCCGCUUACAGUAAGCAAGAUAUUUAUUUUGCAGAUCUUCUCUCAUGUGUCUUGGGUUUUCUUUUGUGAGUGUAAAUUCAAUAUUUACUGGUUCUUCAUCUAAAGUUCCAGAGCUUUUGUUGGGUCUUUUGUAAUUUGAUAUUGCUCUGAUUCAUUGAGCUUCAGCAUCCGAGCCUUAUCCCAUCUGUUUGGGGCCGGCUAUGCAUUCAGCUUCAUGUUGCUAAUCUGCACAAGAUAAGGCAAGGUUUAGGAUAAAGAAAUGGCUCGAGCUGGUGGAAUUACAAAUGCAGUUAAUGUGGGAAUAGCAGUCCAAGCAGAUUGGGAGAACAGAGAGUUUAUAUCUAACAUCUCGCUUAAUGUUCGCCGCCUCUUUGAAUUCCUAAUUAAAUUUGAGGCUACAACAAAAAGCAAAUUGGCAUCUCUCAAUGAAAAGCUGGACACAUUGGAGCGUCGUCUAGAACUGAUAGAAGCCCAAGUGAGUUCUGCAUCACAUAAUCCCCCUGCUUUUUCUUGAAAUUCUCAACAUGCAAGGAUUAAGCUCACCAUGUCAGCUAGGGGUUGGCAUCAUAUAAUAAGAAUUUGGAGAACCUUUGUAUAUUUACCUGUGGGGCUGGAGGCUGAAUGUAGAGAGAGUAGUGAGCACUUGAAUCGGAUUUCCAGCAUUAUAUCUAUCCCCACUGCUUAUGUCACACAAUAUUUGUUUUUUCUUUAUUUGAUAAUGAUUGAAUACGUUUCUGGUUAUUGGGCCUUGAUUCUGUUACUCCUAUCUGAAAGUA